Molecule: messenger RNA, 615 nt
Organism: Lichtheimia ornata
Lineage: Eukaryota; Fungi; Mucoromycota; Mucoromycetes; Mucorales; Lichtheimiaceae
Exons: 6
Coding region: 1-615 (204 amino acids)
Source: RefSeq, a predicted model, not a curated record
AUGGCUACCGGACAAUUGCUUGUGACCCCUGUGUCUCUUCGUGGUUUGGAAGAUACCGAAUAUGAAGAAUCCAAGACCUUUGUUGGAUGCUACAUUGAUCACAAUGACAAGCACCGUACUCGUUCAGCCGAGGGACCCGAGCCUGAGUGGAACCACACAUUGAAAUGCGAUGUUCCUGCUGGUGCUGUUUAUCUUCAAGUUGAAGUAGUCAACGAGGAUCCCGAAAAACCUGGUGUUAUCGGUGGCUCCCGCAUUUCAUUGUACGCUGUAUUCAAUGAACGUAGCACGGAAGAAUGGAUUUCAAUCGUCAAUGGUCAAGGCGAACCUGUUGGUCAACUCCUGUUGAAGCUCGAAUUUGAUGGUGAAUAUGAUGGCGGUGAGAUUGAAAGCUACCAGGCAACUCGUAACCUUGAUGAAGAAGACGAAGAAGAGAAAAAGGUCCCUGAUUGGGUGAAAUACGGUGGUAUGGCUCUUGGUGCUGCUGCAGCUAUUGGUCUUGGUGUUUGGGCAUAUCACGAAUACAAAGAACGAAAGGAAGAAGAAGAGGAAGAAGAAGCGGCAAGAGAAGCAAUCGCUGACACAGGCUAUGGCGAAGCUCAGAGUGAUUCGGACUAG